AUGACAGUCGCAUCCAAGAUGGGACCGCUAACACAGUAUUUGUUCCUGGCGUGUUUAAUAAACAUUUCCUAUGCUCUGUAUUUAUCGUCACACGAUUCAAAAUAUGCGGGUUACUUGAUCAAGUACGGUUACUUGAGAAGAUCCAGCCUCAGGCGUCAGGGCGGCAGCACAAAUGUGGACGACGAAGACUUCAGCAACGCUCUGAGUAACUUCCAGAACUAUGUUCAAAUUCCAGCAUCAGGUCAACUGGAUGAUGCUACCAAAAACAUGAUGACCCGCGACAGAUGUCAAGCGAAAGAUACAUCUGUUGGUAUGAGAAGAAGAAGAUAUACAACUAUUGGAAACUGGCCAAAGAAGCAUCUCACGUACAAAAUAACGCAGUAUUCUUCGAAAAUUAGCCAGCAGGAGGUGGAUUCUAUAAUAUUCCUCGCAUUUUCCGUUUGGUCCGAUCCAUCUGGUAUUACAGUCACGAAGCGAAAAGGUGGACGCACCGAUAUGGAAGUCAGGUUCGAUUCAAUCGCACCAAGAGCAGACGCCCACAUAUAUGGAAACACAAACAGCCGACACAAAACAACUGUCAUCACAUUGAACGACGGCAUCGACUGGUCUCAAGACUUCAGCACUGGUUUACCCAAUUUAUUCCAAACAGCAUCACACGAAGUCGGUCACGCUUUAGGAUUGGGGCACACAGAGGUAGUUGGUGCCAUGAUGUACCCAGUAUACGACCUGGGUAUCAAAAUAUUCGGUCUGCACGACGAUGACAAGCGAGGAGUAGAGGAUAUCUAUAGCAACGUCAAAACCGUGUCCUACCCCGGAAGAUUUAUCUACAAGAAGAACAGAAACAAUAUAGAGUCAACAUUCAACAAUUUCAAAGAUCGUAUAACAAACUCAUUUGGACCGAUGCCCGACUUCGAAAACGUCAACUUACCAACGGAGUUCUUCGAGAAUGGCUUCUAA
Molecule: messenger RNA, 957 nt
Organism: Pieris macdunnoughi
Lineage: Eukaryota; Metazoa; Arthropoda; Insecta; Lepidoptera; Pieridae
Source: the annotation of a GenBank genome assembly